Messenger RNA from Suillus subaureus, 699 nucleotides. RefSeq lists its product as uncharacterized. NCBI's taxonomy places the organism in Eukaryota, Fungi, Basidiomycota, Agaricomycetes, Boletales, Suillaceae. The transcript has 4 exons. The record is from RefSeq and is a predicted model, not a curated record. The coding region runs from base 1 to 699 and encodes 232 amino acids.
AUGAGGCAACAGUCCAUCAUAAUCAUUGCUGAGAAAGUAGAAGUGUUUGGUGACUACUUAGGAACAGGAUCAGAUGCUGAAGUAUGGUUACAAAGACUGGUGUUAAUGUCUGCACCCUGGCCAGGACCAUUGUACAAGACCAAACAAAUCACAACAUUAGAUACAACAGUUAACAGUACAUAUAUCGCAGAGAAGACUAAAGCAGAGUAUGAGAGAGAACUAAUUGAGCACCUCAUGUCAGAUGCAGAGGUAGGAAUGAAAACUACCUUGCAUGACAGAGAGUGCUGGACACAUGAAGCUUGGGCAGCCAAAGUGUUACAGCUAGCCUCAAGAGCAGGAAUCAUAGCAAGCACCUUGAUGAUCUGGCAGGUCAGAGGAUGGCUGCCCAGCAUCAUUAAAGACUUGCUGAAAGCUGACAAAUAUGUGGACUGGGCUGUGUUUAUGACAGAAGUCAAGGAGCUUAAGGGAAAUAGAGUCCUAGAAAAGAAAGAGCAGCAUAGCAGGCAGGAGCACAAAAACCAGUUCAUACAUAUGACCAUCAACUCCACAAAAGCACCCAGUGUACCUUUGAGCAACAAUACCAUCAUGCACAUGCCUACCCUCCAAGCAACUCAACACCUGCAGCCUAUGUUUAGCAGGCAACCAGCAUCAGCUCCUCAACCUCUCAUGAUAAUGGAGGACCUUAAGAAUGCAACCUGA